Adineta steineri is the source of this 2214-nucleotide messenger RNA. Lineage: Eukaryota; Metazoa; Rotifera; Eurotatoria; Adinetida; Adinetidae. The record is from the annotation of a GenBank genome assembly.
AUGCCAUUUGGUAUCUCCAAUGCACCAGCAGUAUUUCAACGAACGAUUGAUCAAGUUCUUGCCGGUGUAUCAAAUAGUAUAGCUUAUCUUGAUGAUAUACUAAUUACUGGUAAAGAUGAAGAAGAACAUUUAGCAACAUUGGAAUUGGUUCUGACAAAACUUGCUGAUUUUGGACUUCGUUGCAAUAUGGAAAAAUGUUCGUUCUUCCAAGAUGAAGUAGUUUAUCUUGGUUAUGUUAUCAAUUCAAAUGGUAAACAACCUGAUCCUACUCGAGUUAUAGCAAUUCAAGAUUUACCAGCACCAAGUGAUGUAAAACAAGUAGAAGCUUUUAUUGGAAAAAUUAACUAUUAUGGUAAAUUCAUCGCGAAUUUUUCACAUCAUUGUGCUCCAUUAAAUCGAUUAAGACAAAACAAUGUUAAAUGGAAUUGGGAUAGUUCAUGUCAGAAAUCAUUUGACACAUUGAAAAAACAAUUAGCAGAAACAACAAUGCUGGUACAUUUUGAUCAACAACUUCCAUUAAUACUCGCAACAGACGCAAGCAGCUAUGGAAUUGGAGCUGUACUAAUGCACAGAUAUGCCGAUGGAACUGAAAAACCAAUCGCACACGCAUCGAAAACUCUCAAUUCAGCUGAACGCAACUACAGUCAAAUCGAAAAAGAAGCCCUGUCUAUUGUAUAUGGAGUUAAAAAAUUCCAUCAAUACUUAGCAGCAAAAUCUUUUGAAUUAGUAACAGAUCAUAGACCUUUAUUGUCUAUAUUUAAUCCUGCAAAAGGUAUCUCAGUUACAACUGCAAAUCGUCUCGCAAGAUGGUCCAUUGCACUGAUGGGUUACAACUACAAGAUUCGGUACAAACCAACACAACAACAUGGAAAUGCUGAUGGUUUGUCAAGACUACCUGCUGGUGAAGAUAAAUCAUUCGUCGAUGAUGAAUCUAUUCAAGUAAACCGAAUUCAAGCUCAAGUAGUAGAAGAAGGUCCUGUUGAUUCAAGAGAAAUUCAAGCAGCAGUAGAUGCUGAUCAGCAUCUUCAAUUGAUCAAGAAAUUUAUACUAAAUCAAUGGCCAAAUUCAAUAACAAGAAAAAAUAAUCCGGAUCUAUUUCCAUAUUUUACUCUUCGACAAUCAUUAUCAGUGGCACAUGGAUGUAUCCUGAAAGACACACAAGUGGUUAUACCAAAAUCAUUACAACUUCGUGUUAUAAAAAUGAUUCAUCGUGGACAUCUUGGUGUUGUAAAAAUGAAACAAUUAGCACGUGUUCACUGUUGGUGGCCAAAAAUGGAAAUGGAUAUUGAAAAUAUAGCAAAGUCAUGCAAAACUUGUGCUGCAACAGCACCUAAACCAAAAGAAGAUUUCAAACCAUGGCCCGAACCAGAUCAUAAUUGGUCUCGUGUACACAUGGAUUUUCUAGGUCCUUUAUGGAAUUCAAAAUGGUUAGUAAUGGUUGAUGCAAAAUCAAAAUUUCCUUUUGUAGCAGACAUGGGAAACGAUACAAGUGCAAAGAAUCUUUGUAAUGUACUUGAACAAGCUAUUGAUUGGCUAGGUCCACCAACAACAUUGGUAUCUGAUAAUGGUCCACCAUUCACCAGUUUCGAAAUGAAUGAAUUUUAUAAAAAGUAUGGAAUACAAAAUAUCACCACAGCACCGUACCAUCCUCCUAGCAAUGGAAUUGCUGAAAGAUUUGUUAGAUCUUUCAAGGAAGGUAUAAUCAAGGAACAAGAAUCAGGUCAAACAAAUAAAUCAAUUGCAUUAAGAAACGUCUUAAGAACAUAUCGUUGGACACCUCAUACAAUAACUGGUAUUCCUCCAGCUGAAGCACUUUUUCAAAGACCAAUUCGAACUGAUUUAGCACGAUUACAUCCAAAUCUAACAACAUCAAAACCUAUACAAACAAGCAAAUAUGAUGUUAGACAAGAUAUUUGGAUGAUGAACCAUCAACGGAACAAAAAGUUUGAAUGGAAAUCAGGUGUUAUUAAGAAAAAAAUAGGUUCAAUGAUGUAUCAAAUUGAAUUAGAAAAUGGACAAACUUGUGUACGUCAUCAAAAUCAACUUCGAUUACGACAAGAAUCCAACAAUCAAUCAAUCGAUCUAGAUGCUCUACCAGAUGAUCUUUUAAACCGCAACAAACCAACAACUACUGAUCAACAACAAGCAUCUCAACAAUCACCUCGUUACCCACGUCGGCAACGGCAACCACCUGAUCGUUUUACACCGUCGUAA